AUGACUGACAAGUACGACUGCAAGUCGAUUGGCUGCGUGGCACAGGAAAGAUUCGGCGGCACAAGAGCAGGAAGCGGAACAGCCGGUGACUUCCGCAGAUCAUGGUUGAUGCGUCCGUCAGCCGUCGACCCAUUGGAGCUGCGAAAACAGGGAACUGGGGUCACGGACCUCCUUGGUACACUCAACAUACAGCAACUUCCAAGAGCCUACGGAGUAGAGGUCAGAAGCACGGCAGACAGAGAGCAGAGAGCAUGGCAGAGCAAACAAGACCUAGCCGGCGCCGCUGCCUGCAGGGGUAUUCGCAGCAAAGCCUCCACGACCUCCUGGCUGGCGGUCCUUCCCACUGGGACAGCUUCAGGGGAGCCUAGUACGGAGUACCUGGUACGGAUGGUCAGCUACCUACUCAGCAGUAUACAUGAUGCCCCUGGUGCCUGA
Messenger RNA from Colletotrichum graminicola M1.001, 435 nucleotides. RefSeq lists its product as uncharacterized. Bases 1 to 435 code for a protein of 144 amino acids. NCBI's taxonomy places the organism in Eukaryota, Fungi, Ascomycota, Sordariomycetes, Glomerellales, Glomerellaceae. The transcript is spliced from 2 exons. The record is from RefSeq and is a predicted model, not a curated record.